AUGGCUCAGCUUGCGAGGACGGCACAGCUUGCGAGGAUGGCACAGCUUGCAAGGACAUCACAGCUUGCGAGGACAGCUCAACUUGAGAGGACAGCUCAACUUGAGAGGACAGCUCAACUUGAGAGCACAGCUCAAAUUCAGAGGACAGCAAAACUUGAGAGGACUGCUCAACUUGAGAGGGCUCCUCAGCUUCAGAGGGCAGCUCAACUUGAGAGGGCAGCUCAACUUGAGAGGGCAGCUCAACUUGAGAGGGCAGCUCAACUUGAGUGUACAGCUCAACUUGAGAGGAAAUCUCAACCUGAGAGGACACCUCAACCUGAGAGGAUAGCUCAACUUGAGAGGACAGCACAACUUACGAGGACAGGAAAGCUUGCGAGGACAGCAAAGCUUGUGAGGACAGCAAAGCUUGUGAGGACAGCAUGGCUAGCGAGGACAGCAAGGCUUGCGUGGACAGCACGGCUUCCGAGGACAGCACGGCUUGCAAGGACAGCACGGCUUGUGAGGACAGCACACCUUGCGAGGACAGCAGAGCUUGCAAGGACAGCACGGCUUGCGAGGACAGCACAGCUUGCGAGGAGAGCACAGCUUGCGAGGAAUGCACAGCUUGGGAGGACAGCACAGCUUUCGAGGACAGCACAGCUUGCGAUGACAGCACAACUUUUGAGGACAGCAUGGCUUGCGAGGACAGCUCAACUUGAGAGGACAGCUCAACUUGAGAGGACAGCUCAACUUGAGAGGACAGCUCAACUUCAGAGGACAGCAAAACUUGAGAGGACUGCUCAACUUCAGAGGGCUGCUCAGCUUCAGAGGGCAGCUCAACUUGAGUGGGCAGCUCAACUUGAGAGGGCAGCUCAACUUGAGAGGGCAGCUCAACUUGAGUGUACAGCUCAACUUGAGAGGAAAUCUCAACCUGAGAGGACACCUCAACCUGAGAGGACAGCGGAACUUGAGAGGACAGCACAACUUACGAGGACAGGAAAGCUUGCGAGGACAGCAAAGCUUGUGAGGACAGCAAAGCUUGUGAGGACAGCACGGCUUGCGAGGACAGCAAGUCUUGCGUGGACAGCACGGCUUCCGAGGACAGCACGGCAUGCAAGGACAGCACGGCUUGCAAGGACAGCACGGCUUGCGAGGACAGCACGGCUUGCGAGGACAGCACGGCUUGCGAGGACAGCACGGCUCGCGAGGACAGCACGUUAUGCGAGGACAGCACGGCUUGCGAGGACAGUACGGCUUGCGAGGACAGCACGGCUUGCGAGGACAGCACAGCUUGUGAAGACAGCACAGCUUGCGAGGACAGCACAGCUUGCGAGGACAGCUCAACUUGAGAGGACAGCUCAACUUGAGAGGACAGCUCAACUUGAGAGGACAGCUCAACUUGAGAGGACAACUGAACUUGAGAGGACAGCUCAUCUAGAGAGGACAGCUCAUCUAGAGAAGACAACUCAACUUGAGAGGACAGCUCAACUUGAGAGGACAGCUCAACUUGAGAGGACAGCUCAACUAGAGAUGACAGCUCAACUAGAGAGGACAGCUCAACAUGAUAGGACAGCUCAACUUGAGAGGACAGCUCAACUUGACAGGACAGCUCAACUAGAGAGGACAGCUGAACUUGAGAGGUCAGCUCAACUUGAGAGGACAGCUCAACUUGAGAGGACAGCUCAACUUGAGAGGACGGCUCAACUUGAGAGGACAGCUCAACUUGAGAGGACAGCUCAACUUGAGAGGACAGCACAACCUGAGAGGACAGCACAACUUGAGAGGACAGCUCAACUUGAGAGGGCAGCUCAACUUGAGAGGACAGCUCAACUUGAGAGGACAGCCCAACCUGAGAGGACAGCACUACUUGAGAGGAAAGCACAACAUGCGAGGACAGCAAAGCUUGCGAAGACUGCAUGGCUGGCGAGGACAGCACGGCUUGCGAAGACAGCAAGGCUUGCGAUGACAGCACAGCUUGCGAGGACAGUACAGCUUGCGAGGACAGCGCAGCUUGCGAGGACAGCACUGCCUGCGAGGACAGCACAGCUAACGAGGACAGCACAGCUUGCGAGGACAGCAGAGCUUGCGAGGACAGCACAGCUUGCGAGGACAGCACAGCUUGCGAGGACGGCACAGCUUGCGAGGACGGCACAGCUUACAAAGACGGCACAGCUUGCGAGGACAGCACAGCUUGCGAGGACAGCACAGCUUGCGAGGACAACACAGGUUGUGGGGACAGCACAGCUUGCGUGGACAGCACAGGUUGCGAGGACAGCACAGCUUGCGAGGACAGCACGGCUUGCGAGGACAGCACAGCUUGCGAGGACAGCACAGCUUGCGAGGACAGCAUAA
Messenger RNA from Schistocerca piceifrons (Central American locust), 2331 nucleotides. Its product is annotated as apical junction molecule-like. Bases 1 to 2331 code for a protein of 776 amino acids. The record is from RefSeq and is a predicted model, not a curated record. Lineage: Eukaryota; Metazoa; Arthropoda; Insecta; Orthoptera; Acrididae. The transcript has a single exon.